ACUUAAGUUGUCACUUACUUUCAGCGAAUAAUGUAAGAAUAUGGUCAGGAAUAUAUUGGUCAAAUGUAUCUGAUAGUUUCAAAUCAGUCCUCAACUGCUGCAGAAACAGACCUCUUUUAAAUUAUAUCGUACCUAAACGCACUGCUAAGCUUAAAGAACCCAUACUGCCAUCCUUUAGCUUGUGAAAUCAAUUCUGUUGCUGGAGAUAUCGAUUAAAUUACGUUGUUAUGGAAAUUGCAGUCACUCUGAAAGACAGAAUUUAUCUUGCAGCGAUUUAAAUCGUAAAAAGUGCAUAACAUAUUCUAAAACGAAUCAAAAUGGAUGAGGAAGAGGUGGAAAUUCCAGUGCCAAUAAAUAAUGACCUGGAGAGAAGAAUCGCAGAUGCUUUUGAAGUGUUUGAUCACGCUGGAAAUAAAACUAUAGACGUUCGGGAGAUCGCUACUAUAAUUAGAGGUCUUGGAUGUUGUCCUUCCGAAGCUGAGGUCCAAGAGAUAAUAGUAGCUGUGGAAGACCCCCAGACACCUGGAAGUGUGCACUUGUCAAAAUUUCUACCUUAUGUGUCCCAAAUAAUUACAGAACAUAAGUAAGAAGCUUUACACUCAUAUUCCUCUUGAAAUAUUCCAUAUCGUAUAAAUUUUGUGCAAAGAAAAGAUAAAUUGCCAAGAAUACUUUCAAAUACAUUCGACGGAAU
Messenger RNA from Anoplophora glabripennis (Asian longhorned beetle), 691 nucleotides. RefSeq names its product EF-hand calcium-binding domain-containing protein 2-like. Lineage: Eukaryota; Metazoa; Arthropoda; Insecta; Coleoptera; Cerambycidae. The record is from RefSeq and is a predicted model, not a curated record. The transcript is spliced from 2 exons. Gene Ontology annotation, molecular function: calcium ion binding. Bases 318 to 587 code for a protein of 89 amino acids.